Messenger RNA from Trichomycterus rosablanca, 968 nucleotides. It is a transcript of the gene comtd1a, whose product is annotated as catechol-O-methyltransferase domain containing 1. The transcript is spliced from 7 exons. The coding region runs from base 105 to 848 and encodes 247 amino acids. The record is from RefSeq and is a predicted model, not a curated record. Gene Ontology annotation, molecular function: S-adenosylmethionine-dependent methyltransferase activity; O-methyltransferase activity. NCBI's taxonomy places the organism in Eukaryota, Metazoa, Chordata, Actinopteri, Siluriformes, Trichomycteridae.
CCAAACAAACAUGGACUGGACCUUCUCUCCUGCCUGGAAUAUAAAUACAUGCCCUGACAAAUGUAGCCAUACAGGACUCUUACAUCAAACUGAAAUAUAGAAGCAUGAAAAGGAGCGGAAAGAUGCUUUCCAGGAUGAUUUUUAUUGUUUUGCUUUUCCUACAAUUGUCAGAAGCUGGAACAAGUCUUAUCAGCAAGAGUCACAAAGGAGACAACCCUCUCUUGGAAUAUGUGGUGAAGAAUUCUUUGAGGGAACAUCCAGUGCUGACUAAACUGCGCCUGAGAACGAUGGAGGAUCCUUGGAAGAUGAUGAUGGUGGCAGCAGAGCAAGCUCAGUUUAUGGCUAAUCUGAUAAAACUCAUACAAGCUAACAAAACCAUUGAAAUAGGUAUGUACACAGGAUACAAUGCUCUGAGUAUGGCUCUGAACAUUCCUGAAGACGGCAAAGUGAUUGCAUGUGAAAUCGAUAACGAUUAUGUGGAAAUAGGCAAGCAGUUCUUUAAAGAGGCUGGAGUGGAAAAGAAAAUUGACAUUCGCCAUCAAAUUGCACUUAAAACCUUGGAUGAACUCCUUGAGGCUGGUGAAGCUGAAACAUAUGACUUCGUUUUUAUUGAUGCAGACAAGAAAAACUAUGACAAAUACUACGAGAAAUCCCUCCAGCUGAUUCGUAAAGGUGGCAUCAUAGCUAUUGAUAAUGUCCUUUGGGGAGGAAAAGUGGUAAACCCUGACAAAGACGACAUCACCUCCCAGACAAUUGACCAGCUGAACAAAAAACUACACACAGACCAGCGAGUGGAUCUAAGCAUGCUCACCAUUGGUGAUGGCCUAACCCUGGCUAUUAAAUUAUAGUGUUUUGGUACCAAAAAGGCCACAUAAACUGUAGAUUGUUAAGGUUUAAUAAUAAAAACUAGUCAUCAUUUCUAUAAUUAUUACAUCAUGUGACUCUUUAUUAAAGACUUCAUUUAACAA